This is a messenger RNA of Echinostoma caproni, 453 nucleotides long. Lineage: Eukaryota; Metazoa; Platyhelminthes; Trematoda; Plagiorchiida; Echinostomatidae. The record is from the annotation of a GenBank genome assembly.
AUGUUGCAGCAGCAAAACAGUGCCCUGGGAUUAAAUCGAUUAUUCUCUCGGGAACGUCAGCAACAGUUGUAUCUGCCGUCGGGCACAUGGAUGUUUGUAAAGUAUCUGAAUGGAUUACAGUUUUUGGGUUUCUUCUGUGCCUUUUUCGGGCUGAUUAACUGUUUUCUGGGCAUUUUGGAUGUGGUCAUUGUUCCAGCGUUCUACUCGCCCCCAUCUAAUCAGUUUCCAAUCCGACUGACACUGGCCAAUGCCUACGGAUUUCCCAUUUACAGUGGUAUUCUGAUUAUCGUAGCUGGUGCGCUGGCUCUUCGAACGGUCAUCAGUCAGCGCUUUUCUUCGCCUGUUCUCGUAGUAGACAAGUCUAUGCAACGUGAAGCAGCACUGGCCCAAUGGCUACGGCAUACAGUCGACUCGUCACAGACAGAUGAAUAUGGAGACAGUGCUUCAAGUUGA